GCAGAUGGAGCCCCUGGCUGAGGGCUUCAGGCAUUAGAAUAAAAGAUGAACUUUUCUCGGGCCCACCUUCGGAGUCCUUCCUGAUGUUCCUGCCUGAUGCCUCAUCUCCCUGAACGGGCAGAGGGAUGUUCCCAGCUUGGAGACUCCAGCUCAGCCGGUGAGGGACAAAGGGCCCCUAAUUCCAAAGUGUCUGGAUGAAGAUGGCAAGUUCCUCAGGCUCCUGGCUCUCCAGAUGCUUCAUCACACUCGUCUUCCUCCAGUUGCCUUUGCGUGUGUCAGCCCCAUCUCCAGGGAGGUUCUCCUCAUCAGCAGUGGCUCUUGCUGUGAUCCUGCCUGUCCUGGGGAUUUUCAUCAUGGUGGGCAUUUACAUCAUCUGGAAGCAAAGAAGGUCAAAAGAGAGGCUUCUCUAUGAACACGCAAUGGAGGUAGAAAAUCUUCUCUCAGACCAUGCAAAAGAAAAAGGACGUCUCUAUAAAGCCCUCAAGAAACUCCGGCAUGAACUGAAGUUAAAGAGAGCUGCAGCAAACUCAGGCUGGAGAAGGGCCCGGCUACACUUUGUGACUGUGACCCUGGACCCAGACACAGCGCAUCCCAAACUCAUCCUGUCUGAGGACCGCAGGUGUGUGAAGCUUGGAGACACAAGGCAGCCUGUGCCCAACAACCCCCAGCGAUUUGACUUCGUCGUCAGUGUCCUGGGCUCUGAGUACUUCAUAGCUGGCUGUCACUACUGGGAGGUGUCUGUGGCAGACAAGAGCAAAUGGGCCCUGGGGGUGUGUAGUGAGUCAGUGAGCAGGAAGGGGAAGGUCACCGCCUCGCCCGCCAAUGGACACUGGCUCCUGCGACAGAAUCGCAAGAAUGAGUACGAGGCCCUAACAUCCCCGCAGACCUCCUUCCGCCUGAAAGAGCCCCCGCGGUGUGUGGGGAUUUUUCUGGACUAUGAAGCAGGAGUCAUUUCCUUCUACAACGUGACCAACCAGUCCCACAUCUUUACUUUCACCCACAGUUUCUCUGGCCCCCUUCGCCCUUUCUUUGAACCUUGCCUUCAUGAUGGAGGGAAAAACAUAGCACCUCUAAUCAUCUGUUCUAAACUCCAAAAACCGGAAGAAUCAACUGUCCCCAAGCCAGAAGAAAAAGGUCUUGCUAAUGGAGACGUGGCCCUGCAGGUGGACCCUCUUCUGCUCCCCGCUCAGGCACAAGAGCUCCUCCCACUCACAGAUAUGAUCCUGUCCUGGCCCUCUGACACUGGCCCAGCCCUGCAGGGGCUCAAGGUUCCUUCUUUUUAGGGAUGAGCCUCAUCACCUGCUCCCCAGAUGCUCCAGCCCAGUGCCCUGGAUUUCAGUCUCUUGGCCUAACCACCUGAUUCUGGACCAUCUCUCCUCCUUUCCCCCAGGCCCCUUUGUGGUUUCUCUUGUACCAACUUUCUCCCAGGGCUCAGUUCUAAACCAUGUCUCCCUUCUGGGGACUUGAAGUUUACAUUGCCCUGGAAGAAUUCUUGAAAACCAAAUGAUGGGAAUUCCCUGGUGGUCCAGUGGUUAGUACUCCGUGCUUUCACUGCUGAGGGCCCAGGUUCAAUCCCUGGUUGGGGAACUAAGAUCCCACAAGCCGUGUGGUGUGAGCAAAAAGAUGGGAGGAAAACCAAAUGAACAAUCAGAUUAGGUUUAGGUGGUGGUGUUGAAUGUGUGUCACUGAGAUACAGGGGCUCUUUACUCGAGGGGCUGUUUAAAAGCACUUCAUCCUGCCUCAUCCUGCACUCAGGCUUGUAGUCAUGAAGUUAUGAUGACCAGUGACUUCUUACUUAUCCUGUCAAGAACUGCUUUUCUCCUUUUCUCUGUUCAGGCCUCUAGCCCCCAUAGCCAGCUUUUUAAAAGUAAACAUGUUUUGGAUCACACACUCUUCCUUCUUUCUUCUGGAAUAUAGGGCAGAAGGCCAGGGGAAUUAAAAAAAAAAAAAGCCACCCUUUUCUAUUUCCUUGAUCCUGUUUACAGCAUAGUUUGGUGACAUUCAGUGCUAAUGUACAUGUUUUCAAAGCUAACUUGGUGAUAACCAGGUAUGGGGACUUUAAACGUGGUAGCCGUAAUCCUGAAAAACCUCAGGAGGAAGCUGGGAGGUAUGGCUUCAAACAGAGCAGCUCAGCUGUGUGUGGCCUUGAAAAGGCAGCAGUGGGUUAGGCCAUCUGUUGCACUGGCCUUUUUGAAUCCCCUCUGGGAUUCAGAGAGGCCCAGCUAGAAGAAGUGGCAGUUUUAACCACCAGUGCAGAAGCUUUUGUUCUAUAAGACCAUAAUAUUGGAAAACUGGACUAUUUGUGGAGCAAACAGCCUCUUAGAUCAGAGAGUAUUGAUCUCACAUAGGAAGUUGGUAGACCAGGUGUGAGGAUAAAAUAAUGAACUUGCUUUUUUGGUGUGGGUUUCAGAAAGAACCCUAAUCACUCUCAAGUCACACCACAUAUGUGAUCUGACCUCUCUGUGGUGAUGUUGGCUAUCAGUUUGCAGAUGGGUGCACAGUUCUGCCCAACAGAAAGUGGCUCUAUGUGUCUGUCAGAAGUUCUCUUAGUGCAUGUAUUAGGGUUCUCCAGAGAAACAGAAUAUGUAUUUUAUUUUAUUUUUUUUGCGGUACGCGGGCCUCUCACUGUUGUGGCCUCUCCCGUUGCGGAGCACAGGCUCCGGACGCGCAGGCUCAGAGGCCAUGGCUCACGCGCCCAGCCGUUCCGCGGCAUGUGGGAUCUUCCCGGACCGGGGCACGAACCCGUGUCCCCUGCAUCGGCAGGCAGACUCUCAACCACUGCGCCACCAGGGAAGCCCCAGUAUAUUUUAUAUGUGUGUAUACAGACGCACACACAUGCACACACACACACACACACACAGCAGGAAGAAUAUAUAUAUAUUUAUUUAUUAUAAGGAAUUUGUUCACACCAUUAUGGAGGCUGGCAAGUCCCAAGAUCUGCAGGGUUAGUCAGCAAGUUGGAGGCCCAGGUGAGCCAAUGGUUUAGUUCCCAUCCAAGUCUGAAGGCCCAAGACCCAGGAGAUCCCAUGGUGUAAUUCCUGUUUAAAGGCUGACAGGCUUAAGACCCAAAAACCAAUAUUUCAGUUUGAGUCUAAAGUAGGAAAAAGGUUGAUGACUCAGUCUGAAGGCUGUCAGGCAGGAAGAAUUCUUUCUUACUUGGGGGGUGGUCAGCUAUUUGGUUCCAUUAGUCCUUCAACUGAUUGGAUCAGGCCCACCCACAUUAGGGAGAGCAAUUUGCUUUAUUCAAUCUACCGAUUUAAAUGUUAAUCUCAUCUAAAAACCCCUAAAGGAAAUACUCAGAAUAAUAUUUGACCAAAUAUCUGGGCACCCUAUGGCCCAGUAAAAUUAACCAUCACAGCUCCUGAAUGGAAUAUUUUGUUUGCUUUU
This is a messenger RNA of Globicephala melas (long-finned pilot whale), 3387 nucleotides long. RefSeq names its product erythroblast membrane associated protein (Scianna blood group) (gene ERMAP). Gene Ontology annotation, biological process: innate immune response; regulation of gene expression; protein ubiquitination. Gene Ontology annotation, molecular function: protein binding; ubiquitin protein ligase activity. Gene Ontology annotation, cellular component: cytoplasm. The record is from RefSeq and is a predicted model, not a curated record. Lineage: Eukaryota; Metazoa; Chordata; Mammalia; Artiodactyla; Delphinidae.